This is a messenger RNA of Protopolystoma xenopodis, 807 nucleotides long. The record is from the annotation of a GenBank genome assembly. Lineage: Eukaryota; Metazoa; Platyhelminthes; Monogenea; Polystomatidea; Polystomatidae.
AUGAAAAAAAAUCGACAACAAAUGCCUAAUACAGCCACAAAUUUGGCUGAUGUAAGGGCUAACCCGUUUCGGCGUCUCUUUCGUGCAGCCCAACGAUGGAUAAGUACGCUUAUGAGGGAGAACCGUGCCACACUUUACAUAAUUCCCUCAAUCUUCAUCACCUACCUAGCUCUUGUGGGUAAUGAGCGUGUUUUUGGAAAGUUUAUGUUCGACUAUGUAAAGUGCGGCCCUCUCAGCUUCAGCACCCACGAGGGCUAUGCACUUAACGCCGCCUAUUGGGUCUCCUUUUGCCUCGCUAGACUUAUUGUUUUCGUCAUCACUCUGCGCGUCUCGUGCAAGCUCGUUAUGGCUGGACUACUCCUCGGCACUACAGCUACAAGCCUAGGAAUGUGUCUGAUCCCGAAAGACUCUGAGAGGGCCUCUCGAAUCGCAUUCUUUGUCCUCUCCACAGGGUUUGGUCUAUUCAAGAGCCCACUCUUCCCGACGGGACUGGGUGUGAUAAAUACUGCCGUCCCGGUCACCGGAAUCAUAACAGCCUUCGUCAACCUAGGCAGCGCGCUGGGAGCAGCUCUGCUCCAAUUUCUUGCAGGCGCAUUGAUCGAGAACCAUGGCCAAGUCGUAUUUCCCUUUAUGGUAUUUGGUACUGCAUGCCUCCUGAUGUUCUGUGGCUUAAGCAUAAUCUGGAUGACACGAUGGAUCAUCAACAAAAAAAGUAAUGCGGCUUCGUCUUCGCUAUCCUUACAGUUGGAUGCGUGCUUAAUGAACGAAAGCGAAACCAGCAAGGAGGUAAUCAAAAGUCGAUUGUGA